ACACCCUAAAACUUAAUUAAACCCCCCUACCUCACACCCUAUAGCUAUAAGCUGUGUCCCUUCACCUUUGACAUGCCAUUUAUUUUCUUCUUGUGUACUCACUUCACCACUUCAAACAUUGCUAGCUUCUCCCUCUCUCACUCUCUCAAACCAUGGUGUUCCACCACCACCAAGAAAGCAUGCAGGUGCAGGACACGAGAAGAAACAAACGACACAACAACUUCUCCAUCAACGACAACAUCGACAUUCUCAGGGAAGUCCUUAAACGACUCGACGGUCCCUCCUUGGGCGUCGCCGCCUGCGUGUGCCGCCUCUGGCGCAGCCUCGCCAGCAGCGACGACUCCCUCUGGGAGCACCUCUGCUUCCGCCACGUGUCAUCUCCGCCACCGGAUUCCGUCCGAGCGGUGGUGGUGGCGCUUGGAGGGUACAGGAGGCUGUACAUGGUGUGCGUGAGGCCGGUGCUGAGUCGACUCGGUGACUCGGAGCGGGUGGUGGUGAGGAAGCGGCAUGAGGUGGUGGUGCAGCUCUCGCUGUCUCUGUUUUGCGUCGACAGCUAUGAGAGGCUCGCGGCGGCGGCGGCGGGGGGAGGAAAGGUUGCCAGCGACGCGUCCGCAUCGUCCCUCAUGUUCCUCUGCAACCCCAUCAAUGUUUCAUUCUAAUCAAUGAUCACUACACCGUGUUUGGUUCUUCGCUUAUAAAAUGUAGCUUAUAGAGUUAUUAUUUUGAAUUGUGCGUCCAUUCCAAACAUACUUAUUAUUUCUCUAUUCAAUAUUCAUCAUUAGAUGCAAGGAUUAAGUAAAUCUUGCCACUAUUAGUAGUCAAAAUAAGAAGCACUGCCUGGUUAGUUAAUUUUGACUAUCACACACCAAAUUGUUUGUUUAUUCUUAUUUCUUAAUAUCUCUUUUUUUUUUCCCCUCCCCAAUAGUAUUGUUGAGCUAGUUAAAUGUAUUAAUAAAAGCUUGUAAUAAGCUCGGAUUGUUAUAUUUUGUUUCUAGUUUAUGUGCAGCUCUUUUAAAUGUAAUGGACUAUAUGACAUUGAACUCAUUUUAGCUAUGU
This is a messenger RNA of Lotus japonicus, 1056 nucleotides long. Its product is annotated as F-box protein SNE. Gene Ontology annotation, biological process: regulation of gibberellic acid mediated signaling pathway; gibberellic acid mediated signaling pathway. Gene Ontology annotation, molecular function: protein binding. The transcript has a single exon. Bases 153 to 659 code for a protein of 168 amino acids. The record is from RefSeq and is a predicted model, not a curated record. Gene Ontology annotation, cellular component: SCF ubiquitin ligase complex. Lineage: Eukaryota; Viridiplantae; Streptophyta; Magnoliopsida; Fabales; Fabaceae.